CGGGUCCCGUGCCCCUCGCUCAGGCCCAUGCGGCUGCCGCUGCUGGAGCCCGGGGCGGCGCCCCGCCGGGCCGCGUGGUACGUCCUGGCCCCUUGCGGCGACGGCCCCUGCGCCCGCGUCGGACACGGCUGCUGCUACUGGCCCCGGCCCGCGGCCCAUGGCGUCGUUGUGGUCGGGGGCGCCGACCCCGCCACCAGCUUCUCCGACGCCCACCUCGUGGAGCUGGGUGCGCACAGGUGGGCUCUGUUGAGGUGGACGGGGCUCCUACCCCGGUACGAGCACACCACCUUCGUUCCAGCCAGCGACCCGUCCAGCCUGUGGGUGUUUGGAGGGGCUGACCAGUCGGGGAACAGGAAUAGCGUGCAAGUGCUGAAUCCAGAAUUAGGAACCUGGGAAAGUCCUGAGGUAACUGGCACUCAGCCACUCCCAAGGACAUUUCAUUCAUCAUCAGCUGUUAUAGGAGACUGCUUGUAUGUGUUUGGAGGAGGAGAUAAAGGAGCAGAGCCUGUUAAAGAUCAACAGCUUCAUGUUUUUGAUACAGCCGCUUUGACUUGGUCACAGCCAGAAGUGCAUGGGGAUCCUCCUGCAUCUCGGCAAGGGCACGCAGUUGUUGCAGUUGGGAGCAGGCUCUUUUUGCACGGGGGGCUAGCUGGUGAACAUUUUUAUGAUGAUCUCUUUUGCUUGGAUACAAGUGAUAUGAAGUGGGAAAAGGUACUGGUGACGGGUGAUGUCCCAGGAGGACGGGCAGCACACUCAGCUGCUGCCUUUAGGGACCAUUUUUACAUUUUUGGUGGAGUAGACCCAACUGGGGCACUGGAUACAAUGUACAGAUAUCACAUAGAAAAACAGCAUUGGACACUGCUAGAAUUUGAUUCCCCCUUGCCCCCUGGAAGGCUGGACCAUUCCAUGUGCAUAAUUCCAUGGCAAGUGUGUAACAGUGUGGAGAACAAUGUUUCAGAAGCUGCAACAAACAGAGACAAGUUUGAGAAGGAAGCAACUGUUACAGUUGCUGAAGAAGGUGACCCAAGUCAGAACAAACGAAUUGGAAAAGGAAAUAUAGAAGACACACUGGUGUAUCUGUUCUUUGUGUUUGGUGGGAUGGAUACUCAAGGGGAAAUUUACAGGGACUGUGUUGUAAGUCUAGUUGAGUAAUGCAGGGUUUACCACUUAUAUAGACCCAUUCCCCUUUUUGUAUGUUUAGCAGGUAACACAGCUCCAAUAAAUGGGACUACUACAAACUGACA
This is a messenger RNA of Gavialis gangeticus (Gharial), 1244 nucleotides long. RefSeq names its product Rab9 effector protein with kelch motifs (gene RABEPK). Bases 28 to 1152 code for a protein of 374 amino acids. Gene Ontology annotation, molecular function: protein binding. The transcript has 7 exons. NCBI's taxonomy places the organism in Eukaryota, Metazoa, Chordata, Crocodylia, Gavialidae. The record is from RefSeq and is a predicted model, not a curated record.